AUGCCGCCCAGCCCCCUUAAGAUGCCAGCCCGUCGCCAGCGGUCUACAGUUGCAUGCCAGGCCUGCCGUCGACGCAAAGAAGACCUCAAGCAGUCGGACAGGUACCUUUCUAUACCGGUGAAUAACGCAAUAAAGAUACCAAACGGAGCAAUACAGAAGCUAACAUUCUAUUCAGGAGAACACACUGGGAUUACGUCCGCCCUGGAUAUCUGCAUGUCCAAUCAGUCAUUGUCAAAACACUUCCUCAUUCCGUCACAUGUAUCGAGAUCCCUGCCUGACGAGGAUCGAAACUAUCUUCGACUCAAGGGCGUAUAUACGUUGCCUGGCAAAGAAACCUGUGAUAGCCUCCUUCGUGCUUACUUUAAUCAUGCUCAUCCAAUUUUGCCUAUCAUAGAGGCCGACGUUGUUUUAACGUAUCACCAAGCUGGUAAACUUCACGAAUAUAAUGUCUUACUUCUAUGGAGUAUGUUUCUUGUUGCAGUAAACGUAAGCCCACCCAAAGAUCUAGUCAAUUUACGUUCAACUAAGCAGACAUUUCAGUUUAUUCCAGCACACAUCUGCGAACAGGAAGGGUAUACAUCCCGGAAGGAGAUGAAAGCUACCAUGUAUUCUCGCGCAAGAUGCAUGUACAGCAUUGGCGGGGAGAGAGAUAAAAUUGUUCUCUUGCAAUCCUCGCUCCUAUUGGGAUGCUGGCACUCGGAUAGGGACGAACAUAUGCAGCCGUGGUAUUGGACGGGUAUUGCUAUUAGUCUUUGCCAGGUGCUCGGUUUACACCGUGACCCAGACUCCUCAAAACGCAAUUCAUCCAUCACUGAUCGACAACGACAUCUAUGGCGUCGUCUGUGGUGGAGCUGUUUCUUUCGAGAUUCUUGGCUUAGCCUAACUCUUGGGAGGCCAUUACGGAUCAACCUCAAAAAUUGUGAUACACCCAUGCCAUCAGCUGAUGAUCUGCUCAGCGACGUCGAUGGCAUACACCAAUCAAUAUCCGCUGCUUACCUGCCGAAGGAUUUAGCGCUUCAAGCAAAGUAUUGGAUUUCACUAAUCGAACUAAGUAAGCUCCUCGGCACCGUUAUCAACAUGAAUUACCAGACACUAGGUUCCAAACCGUCAAUCUGUCAGAUUGAGAGCCUCGAGGCAGAACUUCUGCAAUAUAAGCUGCCAGACCAAUCUAAUCAUGAUCCGACGCCAUCAGCGACCUUUUACUGGCUUCAUCUCCAGUUACAUUACCAGGCCCUUCUAAUAGCAUUUCAUCGUCCCUAUGCAUCAGCAGUCCCUAAUGACCUCGAUAUCUCUCGCCAAGCGGACUGGCAGCAUCAGAUGCGACUUAAAGCCAGCCUCGCAGCAUCGCAGAGCAACGCGGUUCUCGAUGCGCUUGUUCAGGGCAAACUUCUUGCGUUUGCCGGCCCUAUGACUCCUCCACUUUUGGUUCCUGCUAUGCAGACACACUUACUGGAUUGUAAAUCGGAUGACCCUCUCUCUCAGCGCCUCGGGUUUCUCAAACUCGACGUAUGCAUGUUAGUCAUGGAAGAGUUUCAGAGGACAUACACAACGGCUUCUCUAUAUCGUGGAGUUUUCACGAAAGCCAUACAACAAUUGUUUCCCAAUUAUUCACCAAGAACCAACGCAUCUAAUUCUGCGACCGGCGCAACUGCUGGUCCUAUUGCUCCAGAUUUGACAACUGGCAGUACAUAUACGCUCGAUGACCCAGGACUAGAUAUUGCGAUAACUGAUAAUCUUGUUAACGAGCUUAUAGACGAAGCUUCGCUUUUCGAAUUCUUCGAAUCGCUAAAUCAAGUAUGA
Messenger RNA from Trichoderma virens Gv29-8, 1800 nucleotides. RefSeq lists its product as uncharacterized. Bases 1 to 1800 code for a protein of 599 amino acids. Gene Ontology annotation, biological process: DNA-templated transcription. The record is from RefSeq and is a predicted model, not a curated record. The transcript has 5 exons. NCBI's taxonomy places the organism in Eukaryota, Fungi, Ascomycota, Sordariomycetes, Hypocreales, Hypocreaceae. Gene Ontology annotation, molecular function: DNA binding; zinc ion binding.